UCACUUCAUGUCUAGUGCUCUGCUGCUUUUUCCCUUCCUCCCCAUUACUGUCUUUACAGAUUUCCUUUCUCAGAAUGUCACACGGAGGCAAUCUUAUAAUACGUAGCUUUUUCCUCAGUGACCUUUUUCCACUUAGUAAUAACUUCCAUUUUUUUCUUUCAUAUGUGGAGCAUGUGUUUUAUGUCAGUAGUCGCCCAGCAACAUUGUAAAUUGCCCUUCAGCGUUCUCUGUGUCAACUUCUCCCUGUAUUUGGAGGUUUAAAUCACUUCCGUGUUUCUGCCAUCAUGGAUCACAUUGUGGAGGACAGCUCUGCAGAGCCGUGUUUGCUCCAGCCAUCAUCCUUACGAUUGCUUCCUUACAGCGGAUUCCUAGGGGGAGAUUUCUCAUGUAGAGCGCUCGCUGGUCUCUGAGUUGCUGAACCGCCUUCUGGAAACACUGUUCCACAUCCCACUCUAACGCAUAAUCUGAGGUCCUCAGUGUCACUCGGAUUUCAAGGUUUUGUGAAUUUGCUAAUGGAGACAUGAUGCUGGAAGGCACCGCCUAGUACUGAGAAAGAGCCAGUCAGAGGCCAAGUUCAAGCCAAGAAGGGAGGAGGACUUGGAUAGGUUAGUGAUGUUUACCAUGGGUGCCACAUUAGAAUUAUGAGAGACAUAUGCUUGUUAUCUCUGACACCCAGAGCCUGAGUAUUGAUAAUCUUUUACAUUUUUCCAUUGAUUAGUGUUUAAUCACUUCUUUUACACAUUUUUCAUGAUUUUUUUUUCUACUGAGCUGAGCAUCAUUAUAAACAGAUGAGAAGUAGCUUUAUGUUGGGUAUUGUAACUGCUAUGAAGCUCUUCAACCAAGUGCUAAAGAUAUGGUUCAGGGCCUCAGACAUGAUUGGCAGAUGGUCUACCUCUGACCUAUAUUUUCAGCCCAACCCCGUUUUUAAAAGUCAGAAAAAUGCCAGGCGAAGUCACCCAUGCCUUUAUUCCUAGCACUCAGGUAGGCAGAGGCAGGUAGAUCGCUGUGAGUUUGAGGCCAGCCUGGUCUACAAAGUGAGUCCAGGACAGCGAGGGCUACACAGAGAAAGCCUGUCUCUAAAACAAAACAAAAAGUCAGAAAAAUGUCACCAACCUCCCUUUAAUGUCUAGUAUACUUUUUUUUUGAGACAUGAUCUUACUAUGUUUCUAUGGCUGACCUUGAACUCAUGACUCUCCUAUCAACCUCUCAAGGAGCUGGGCUUAGUUUUUAUAUGCUUUUAAAUGACACUAACAUUUAAAUAAAAAUAAUAACUAAUGUUAAUAAAGUGAUUGUUAUGGGCUAAAAACAUUGUGUGUGUACCUGUCCUAUGAAACAGAAAUGUGUGAAGAAUCAGUCCCUCUAAACAAGUGGGAAAACCAAGACAAGGGUCAUUUGUCAAAGUUACAGAGCCUAGGUAGGUCAGUGACAGAAUGUAUGCUGGAGGAAGAUUUCCAUAAAUUUAGCAGGGUGUAAUGGCACUCCUUUAAUCCCAGCAUUUGGGAGGCGGAGGCAGGAUGAUUGCCACAAGUUUGAGGCCAGCUUGGUUUACACAGCAAACAUCAGUUCAAGUAGACUACAUAGCGAAACUUGGUCUUAAAAGAAACCAACUUGGAUUAGAGUUGACUCGGCAGUUGAGAGCACUUGUCCUGGCAGACGACCGGGGUUUGAGUACCAGCGCCCACAUUGUGGCUCACAACCUCUUGUAACUCCAGUUCCGGGGUAUCUGACAUCUUCUGGCCUUCCUAAGUAAUCCACACACACAGUAUGCAUAUAUACACAUAGGUAAAGCACUCAUACACGUAAAUCAAUAAAAUAAAAUUUUAACUCUCUACAAAACAAAAAAAGAGAACACUAAUCAAAUCUUUUCAAGAAGGGGAAACCGAGACUCAGAGCACAGGCAGAAAAUAUCUCAGUUUAUGGCACAAACAAGCCCAAGCCCCCAAGCUUAGGGACCCCCAUCCCUGGUCUGUGUCUGACCUUCAGUCCUUUUGUUAUUCAAGGGGACAUCAGAAGAUGCAGGGUGGAUAGCAAACAGAACUGCCAACUCUCAUGGGGCCAAGCUUAAGGGAGGCCAAGUGGGCACAGCCUCCUGAUGCCCCAGUCCCCUAGCUGCCAGGCAUUCUGGGAUCCUGGCUCUGUGCCAAGGGUGAAAAUGAGCCGCCGGCCUCUGGCCACUCGCUACCCCUCCUCUUGGGUUUGCAUCUCAUUGCUGAAGGUUGCACCAGGCUUAAUCUCUGUGAGUGCAGACUCCGAGGAGCCAGGCUGGAGGGAGCAGUGCCAGCAGCUUGGAGUGCUUCGAGAGGCUGCCCUCUGCUCGGGCAAGGAGGCCAGAGCAGCAUGCAGAAAUGGCUUUCUGAGCUUCACCUGGCCCAUGCCUUCCGGUGCCUCCUGAGAUGGAUAUGAAGGACUUGGUGAAGGUCACUUAGUCACAUCCUAUUCUGACCCAUAUCCCCGUAAGCCUUCAGUUGAAGUCCAUUUCAAAGUAAAAUGCACAGCACUCGUACAAGUGAGGCUUGUUCAUGGUCUUCAGGCGGCUUUUCCAAGAAUGGGAAGACCAACGGCUAGUAAGUAGACAUUAAGGAUAAUGAGAGUAGGGAACCGUUUCUGUUUUGUUUGCCAGGAAGCUCAGAACUGAAUGGAUGCUCCAUCACUAACCAUCUAACAACAGGCAAUUAUAAUCUGUUGGGCGCCACAUGGGUGGGCAUAGGACAUGCUUGUCAUCUCUGACCUCUGGAACCUGAGGUCUUUGACACUUUUUGUUUCUUGAGCAUCUGAUUUUUUGUACAAGUAGAAUAUUCCUAAUCUGAAAAUCCCAAAUCCAACAUAAGUCAAAAUCUGACAAUGUUCAACAAACAAUCAAGUUUUGGGAUUUGGGGGUGUGGUAAAGAGUAUGCCAGCCUUCCAAUGCUGGGACACCACCAGGUCUGAAAUACUUCUGGUCAAGCAUCUCAGACAAGUGACAUACAAGCUGGGUGUGAUUCUGUCAGACAAUGUGAAAUGUCACAUGCAAGCAAGAGCCACAGGCCUCCCUGCUGGGAGGUAGGGACACUGUCAGUGACCACUUGAUUUGGCCUGUCUGUGGGCCUCUUCUCCUAGCUCCUAGUCAUUGUGUCUCUUCUCCCUCAACCCCUACCCUGACACUUGUCCUUGUCUCUGGGCAGCCAAUGAAACACAGCCCCUAUAAAGUGGUGGUACUUGGCGCUUUCCAAGGCCUCCCAUCAGUCUGUCCCUUUUUCUACCCAUUGGAUGCCCUGGCAGUUAUGACAUGAAGACUCCUUAAGGCUUAACAGGAAUGUCCAACCUUUUGAUGUUGCUACUGAUGCUGUCUUCCACAGUAUUCACACUCCAUAACCUUGUUUAAAAAAGAAAGAAAAGCAGAGGCUGGAGGGAUGGCUCAGUCACUCACACUGCGCUUUCCUGGGGUUCAUGUUUACUCCCCAGCAUCCAUAUUGGUUGACUCACAACCACCUGCAAUUCCAGCUCCAGGUGACCCCACAACCUCUUCUUGCUGUCCAUGGGCACCUCCACUCACAUGUACACGCACACACACACUUAAAAAAUGAAAUCAAUAAAAAAUUUUUAAAACUAUUUUCGAUUUAUUUAUUUUUAUUUUACGUGUAUGAGUGUUUUGCCUGCUCUUAUGUCCAUCUACCACAUGUAUGUAGUGCCCACAGAGGCCAGAAGAGAGUGUUGGAUUUCCUAGAAUUGGACUUAUAGAUGGUUGAGCUGCCAAGUUCUGGGAAUCGCCUCUGGUAGACCAACAAGUGCUCUUAACUGCUAAGCCAUGUCUCCAACCCCUAGAAAAUGUGUGUGUGUGUGUGUGUGUGUGUGUGUGUUUAAUGUUUUAAGAAACUCCCGUGAUUCAUUAAGUGAGUUUAUGCGUCUAAGGGUGCAUGUGUCCUGUGAGCCACAGGCUUGACAUGCCCAGUAGAAAGACAGGAUGACUGCCUGGAAGCUGGCAUACUUUAGGGCUUGCUGUGAGAAUCCGGCUCUUAUAUUUGUGAAUCGGAUUCAGCCGCACCUCUCACUGCUCUAGCCCCUCGCUGCCAGCCUUGUCACCUCUCUUGCCACCCCUUGUCUGGUCACAUGGGGAAGUAGAGUCAAAUGUAACUCUCCAGGCUUGCUUGCUGAAGUCUCUUGUGGAGCUCCCUACGAGUCAGCGGGACACAGAAGACAGUGCACUGAUUGUGACCAGGCUCACUUGAUUGUCAAUUCAUUUGGCAGAUGUGAAUUCUGCUGGGGUGGGAUGGGGCAGAGAGCAGGAUGAGACCAGCUAGGUGCUUAAGGUGCAGAAUUAAAGGGAGUCCACUCCCACACCCCACAGACUCCCUGAGGAUGAGGUUCAUGCCUCAGUCCUUGGUGCCUAUGUUCCCGGUGCUGGAGAGUCAGUGGCAAGUCAGAGCCCAGGAAAGCCAUUUGUCCUGCCCUCAGGGAGCUUACAAUUGCAAGUUAGCAAAAGGCCAGUAUACGUAAGGCAUGUAUUGUCAAACAUGACCAAGACUAGUAGAGGCAUUACUGGGGGUAGGGGCCAGUGAGGAGAUGGGUGGAGCACAGCUAGGCAGUGUUGCCGGUGGAGUAGACAGGGGCCAGAGGAAAAAAAAAAAAAGCUCUGUAAAGUGGUCCUAGGCCAUGUGCCCUCAGAAAGCACCGAGACUGUCAGCGAUUAGCUAAAAAAGAGAAAUCCAGCCUUGCAGAGACCAUCCAUUCUAAGCUGCCUUUGUCAUUGUUGCCUGGCUAUGUUCCUGUUCAGCUUUCUCUGUCUCUCUGUCUCUCCCUCUCUCUCGUUUUUGAGUCAGAGUCUCACUCUAUAACCCUGUGUGUCCUGGGACUCACUAUGUCGACCAGGCUGACCUCGAACUAACUUAACAGAUCUGCCUGCCUCUGCUUCCUGAGUGCUGGGAUCAAAGGUGUGCGGCACUAUGGGUGGCUCCUGAUUAGCUUUCUAACCUGGGAUUGUAGCCUCCUCCAAGCUUCUCUCUGUCCCUCUCACCCACCACAACUGUGAUGGAAUCUAUCAAGCUGUCCUCUGACCUCCGCACACGUGCACACACACCCCUACUAAAUUAAAUAGGGUUACUAAAAGAAAUGGGAAUGUAGAGAAAUCAGACAACCUUCCUUAUCAGUCAGCUUGGUAGCCAUGGCCACUGACUGGCCACAUGGCUUCAGCCUCCCAGGAGUGAAGGUUAAGAGGUCAAAGGUCAAGGUGCUUUCCUCUUAGUUCCAUCCAGAUAAGGACUACCAUGAAGAUGGGACCAUCCUGCUGCCCCCUCACAAGCAGAGAGCCCCAUGUCAUGCUCUCUUAUGAGGGCACCUGACCCUACAGCCCUAAUCUAGUCUUUGCCUCCUCUCCAAAUAGUCACAGUGGGAUUUGGGACUUGAACAUGACAGAGUGUCAAGGGUUCAGCCCCUAACACCUGCCCCAUGGCUGCACAGCCUGUCAUUGAGCUUGAACUUGACUCUCUACAGUGCAGGCUGCUCUUAGACGCUGUGCUUGAGAAACUCCUGCCCUUGCAACAGCAUCCCGGUCAGCCUGCGUGACCUUGGGCCAGUAACUUCUCAGCCUUCAGCCCGCUGCACCCCUUUCCUCAGCGGGUGGCUGGGGAACCGUCGGCCUGACUGGGAGGUGGAGCAAAACGCACCGCUCGCACCCGGGGCGGUGCAGGUGGCGCAGGGCUGCGGUGGCCGAGGACAGAAUGACUGAGAACAUGAAGGAGUGCUUGUCUCACACCAAGGCGGCUGUAGGGGACAUGGUGUCAGUAGUGAAGACAGAGGUCUGCUCACCACUCCGGGACCAGGAGUAUGGCCAGCCCUGCUCUCGGAGACCGGAGUCCUCUUCCAUGGAAGUUGAACCCAAGAAACUGAAGGGAAAGCGUGACCUCAUCGUGACCAAAAGCUUCCAGCAAGUGGACUUCUGGUUCUGUGAGUCCUGCCAAGAAUACUUCGUGGAUGAGUGCCCGAACCAUGGUCCCCCCGUGUUUGUGUCUGACACGCCAGUGCCUGUGGGCAUCCCAGAUCGGGCAGCCCUCACCAUUCCACACGGCAUGGAGGUGGUAAAGGAAGCCGGCGGUGAGAGCGAUGUGCGGUGCAUCAGUGAGGUCGUCCCCAAGGGCCACAUCUUUGGCCCCUAUGAGGGGCAAAUCUCCACCCAAGACAAGUCAGCUGGCUUCUUCUCGUGGCUGAUUGUGGACAAGAACAACCGCUACAAGUCUAUAGAUGGGUCGGAUGAGACCAAGGCCAACUGGAUGAGGUACGUGGUCAUUUCCCGGGAGGAGAGGGAGCAGAACCUCCUGGCCUUCCAGCACAGCGAACGCAUCUACUUCCGGGCAUGCCGAGACAUCCGGCCAGGAGAGUGGCUGCGGGUCUGGUACAGCGAGGACUACAUGAAGCGCCUACAUAGCAUGUCCCAAGAAACCAUCCACCGCAACCUAACCCGGGGAGAGAAGAGGUUGCAGAGGGAGAAGGCUGAGCAAGCCCUGGAUAGCCCGGAAGACCUAAGGGGUCCCGCUCAGUUCCCUGUGUUGAAGCAGGGCAGAAGUCCUUACAAGCGCAGCUUUGAUGAGGGCGACACGCACCCUCAGGCCAAGAAGAAGAAGAUAGACCUCAUCUUCAAGGAUGUACUGGAAGCCUCCCUGGAGUCUGCCAAUGUGGAAGCCCGCCAGCUGGCCCUGAGCACCUCUCUGGUCAUCCGGAAAGUCCCCAAGUACCAGGACGAUGACUAUGGGCGGAGUACAGCUGCCAUGACACAGGGCAUACAGAACAUCCACAGGACCCAAGGGGAAGAGGACUGGAAGGUCCCCCAAAGGGUGGCCAAGAAACUGGGCCCUUUGGAGGAUGAAGAGGAAGAGCCUACAUCAUUCAAGGCCGACAGCCCUGCUGAGGCCUCUCUGGCGUCUGACCCCCAUGAGCUGCCCACCACCUCCUUUUGCCCUAACUGCAUUCGCCUGAAGAAGAAAGUACGGGAAUUGCAGGCAGAGCUAGAUAUGCUUAAGUCUGGAAAGCUGCCCGAGCCCCCCAUUCUGCCACCGCAGGUACUGGAGCUCCCCGAGUUCUCAGAUCCUGCAGCCUCUGAGAGCAUGGUCUCCGGCCCCGCCAUCAUGGAGGACGAUGACCAGGAGGUCGAUUCCGCGGAUGAGUCUGUCUCCAAUGACGUGAUGACGGCAACCGAUGAACCCUCCAAGAUGUCCUCCGCCACCGGGCGCCGCAUCCGGCGCUUCAAGCAGGAGUGGCUGAAGAAAUUCUGGUUCCUGCGGUACUCCCCGACCCUCAACGAGAUGUGGUGCCACGUGUGCCGUCAGUACACAGUGCAGUCCUCACGCACUUCGGCCUUCAUCAUCGGCUCCAAGCAGUUUAAGAUCCACACCAUCAAGCUGCACAGCCAGAGCAACCUGCACAAGAAGUGCCUCCAGCUGUACAAGCUGCGCAUGCACCCAGAGAAGACGGAGGAGAUGUGCCGCAACAUGACCCUGCUCUUCAACACGGCCUACCACCUGGCGCUGGAGGGCAGGCCCUACCUGGACUUCAGGCCGCUGGCGGAGCUGCUGCGGAAGUGCGAGCUCAAGGUGGUGGACCAGUACAUGAACGAGGGGGACUGCCAGAUCCUCAUCCAUCACAUCGCCCGGGCACUGAGGGAGGACCUGGUGGAGCGCAUCCGCCAGUCGCCCUGCCUCAGCAUCAUCCUGGAUGGGCAGAGCGACGACCUUCUGGCUGACACCGUGGCUGUCUACGUGCAGUAUACCAGCAGUGAUGGGCCCCCGGCCACAGAAUUCCUGUCCCUGCAGGAGCUAGGCUUCUCCAGCACGGAAAGCUAUCUGCAGGCGCUUGACCGGGCCUUCGCCGCCCUGGGCAUCCGCCUCCAGGAUGAGAAGCCAACCGUUGGCCUGGGGGUGGAUGGAGCCAACAUCACCGCCAGCUUGCGAGCAAGCAUGUUCAUGACCAUCCGCAAGACGCUGCCCUGGCUGCUGUGCUUGCCCUUUAUGGUGCACCGGCCCCACCUGGAGAUCCUGGACGCCAUCAGCGGGAAGGAGCUGCCCUGCCUGGAGGAGCUGGAGAACAACCUGAAGCAGCUCCUCAGCUUUUACCGCUACUCGCCGCGCCUCCUGUGCGAGCUGCGCUCCACGGCCUCCACCCUGUGCGAGGAGACCGAGUUCCUGGGGGACAUCCGCGCCGUGAGGUGGAUCAUCGGCGAGCAGAAUGUCCUGAACGCCCUCAUCAAGGACUACCUGGAAGUGGUGGCCCACCUGAAGGACGUCAGCAGCCAGACGCAGCGGGCAGACGCUUCCGCCAUCGCCCUGGCCCUGCUGCAGUUCCUCAUGGACUACCAGUCCAUCAAGCUCAUCUACUUCCUGCUCGACGUGAUCGCCGUGCUCUCCCGCCUGGCCUACAUCUUCCAGGGAGAGUACCUGCUGGUGUCACAGGUGGACGACAAGAUCGAGGAGGCAAUCCAGGAGAUCAGCAGGCUUGCGGACUCCCCAGGGGAGUACCUGCAGGAAUUCGAGGAGAAUUUCCGAGAGAGCUUCAACGGGAUCGCUGUGAAGAACCUCAGGGUGGCCGAGGCCAAGUUCCAGUCUAUCAGGGAGAAGAUCUGUCAGAAGACACAGGUCAUUCUGGCCCAGAGGUUUGAUUCCCGAAGCCGGGGCUUUGUGAAGGCCUGCCAAGUGUUUGACAUAGCCGCCUGGCCCAGGAACAGUGAGGAGCUCCUGAGCUUCGGCAAGGAGGACAUGGUCCAGAUCUUCGACCACCUGGAAGCCAUUCCUACCUUCUCCCGGGAUGUGUGCCGUGAAGGGAUGGACCCCCGGGGGAGCCUGCUGAUGGAGUGGAGAGACCUCAAGGCUGAUUACUACACCAAAAAUGGCUUCAAAGACCUCAUCAGCCACAUCUGCAAGUACAAGCAAAGAUUUCCGCUCUUGAACAAGAUCAUUCAGGUCCUUAAAGUCCUCCCCACCUCCACUGCCUGCUGUGAGAAAGGCCGCAGUGCCCUCCAGCGGGUCCGCAAAAACCACCGCUCCCGCCUGACCCUGGAGCAGCUCAGUGACCUGCUGACAAUUGCUGUGAAUGGACCACCCAUCGCCAACUUUGAUGCCAAGCGAGCCCUGGACAGCUGGUUUGAGGAGAAGUCCGGCAAUAGCUACGCACUGUCAGCCGAGGUCCUCAGUAGGAUGUCUGCCCUGGAGCAGAAGCCCAUCCUGCAGGCUGUGGACCACGGCUCUGAGUUCUACCCAGACAUGUAGGGGGCAUGCGCUGCAGAGGUCACAAAGCCGGUGAAUAUUUUUUUAAUCUAUACUCAUAAGCUUUGAUAUAUUAUAUAAAUAUAUAUUAUAUUAUAUUAUAUAUAUGUAAACCCACACUGAAAAUUUUUUUAAAAAACUAAGGUGAUGUGUCCACCAGAAGCUACUGGCAGCUUUCAGAAAGGAGCAAUGUCGGCAACUGACUCUUGUCUCCGCAAUUGGCAGCUGCAGCCUACGAGGCAACUCAUCUUCACUCACACGAGCAUGUUCUGGGGCCACGCGUGUUCCCACCAAACGGUCAAAGCAGCAUAAGCUAAAUGACGACUCUCUUCGUCACUUCUAGGUGGCUUGUUCCGUUUCUGUUCUCAUGUGUUGGUCGAAGGCCUGGGGGUUGGGGUGAUGAUCUUGCCUUCUCCUUUUUUUGGUUUUACGACUGGGGAGCUUUGUGGUCUCCUCAUUGGCAUUCUGGUCCAGACACACUGCGUCUGGCUUUCCAUAGGGUGAAUUGGAUUUAUGUGUUGGACUAUCUGGUCUUUCUCCCCUUUCCUGACUUCAGCUUGGGAGAUCUUCCUUUGUUCGUUUUCUGACUGAUUCCUUCACUUGUCCCACCAACAAACGCGUCGCUCUCCCUCAACUGUGAACCCUUCAUUCUCACCCACGCCACCCCUCCCAUCCCUCGGUCGUCAGUUCCCUUCUUAGGCCUCUGGACAUUAAGGAUAUUAGCUACUACACUGAAGGCAACUUGUUUUUCACAUUUAAGCUUGAAAUCUGGGGAGCAGGAGGAAGGGUAAGCUUUGUGCCACCUUCCUUCCAGCCAGUGGAGGAGAAAACAUACUUCCAUUCAGAUCUGGGGCUGUUGGGGGAGACAAAUGAGCCAAGAAAUCGAAACCCUAACAGGUUUGUUUUCUUUCUUUCUUUUAUUUUUAAUUUUUUUCUUUCUUUUUUUUUUUCUUUCUUUCUUCUUUUUUUUUAUUUUUAUUUUUUUAGCAAUUUUUGGCUAAAAGCAAGUAAAAUGAAAAGUGUUAUUCAACUUCCACAAUUUUUUUUGUCCUUAUAAUUAUAGAAUGUGUUGGGAAAUUUUGGGUUUCUUUUUGUAAUCAAAGAGCAGCUGUUUUGUAGUUCAAGGGCAGAAUCUAUGAAUGCAGGUCAUGCCCUGAGUUAUACAGAAGAGUCCCCAGAGAGGCUGUUCCUUUUGCGAAAGGCUGAUGAUAUGCUCCUCAGCCUGGUAGGAAGGUCAGAGGACACAGGGCAGUGCUUCUCUGCCUGUGAAUUCUUCCUAUUUUGAAUAGAAGUGGAAUGUCCAAAAGAAAAGGAAGUGAGGCGGGAUUCUCAAAGUAAGAGCAGGAAUGCACACAUACACAAACACACACAUACACACACACUCUGUAACCACAUAUAAGCUUUAGAAAUGCCACUUGCCUCCCCCUAGCAGGGGGCCAGACAGUGGUUUUAGCCAGAGGAGUCUGACCAAUGUUCACUUAUCUACCAGUAUACCUCGCAAAGAGUUUUCAGAAAUGUGCGUGAGCUGUUAAAAACUUCUCUCCUGUUUCCACAUCUGAUCUGUGCAGUCUCUGCAGGUCCCAGGAUGUGGAUACGGGUUGUCUUGGGGGAAGGGAGGAAGAUCUGAAGUACCUACCCAGGGUCAGUUCUGCAGAGGACUGUCCCUCUCCUUCAGUGGGGGUACUGGAGAUCCAACCACAGGCAAGGCCCCAUGUCCUUGACCUGCCUGGUUGGACCUAUAACUACGUGGUGACUUCCUUCCUUCUGGGUUCGUCUCGUCUCUGAGGCCUCAUGGAAAUGUCAUUAACACUGAACAUGUUGCUACCCUUUCCUGGUUCUGCAGUCUGUCCGUCCUCCCUUAGAUCCUCCCAUUGCCUCGAUGGUCUUGGUGCUAAGAUAACUUUAGAAACAUUGCUGCUAGCCAAUAGCUUUUCAUGAUAUAAAUAUAUUAUAUAUAUAUAUAUAUUAUAUUAUUUUUGAAAUGUUUUUGUUUUCAACAGUGAUGUAGCAUGUUUAAAACAAGAAACAAAACUAAGCAAACAAACAGAAAGCUGGGUCUUUCCAACUGUUCCACUGCCAGGCCUCUUACGCUGCCUUCUUCAACAAGUUGAUACACCCCGCCCGGUGACUUUCAUCCCUGACCUCACUCUGGUCCCCAUCUUAUCUCCCUUCCCUCUGCACAGGGAGAGUUAGCAGGAGCUAGGUAGGAAAACCCAAAGCCCGUUUUAGAAGCUUGGGAAUCCCCAUCCUCGUCCUAUUUGCCGGCUCUGAGCUGGUCUCUCCCUCCAGCUGCCCCUCCCACCCAGGGCCAAGCCUAGCUGGAGCCUCGUGGCUCACUAUUGUGAAACACAAGGUCUCCCACCUGCCCAGGUCCUGCCCUGGGACCUCCUCACGGACAGACUUUGGUCUGGGGCAUUUUCAUUGAAAACUGAACAGACCAAGGUGGCUCAGAGUAGGGAUGUCUGGCAAGGCAGUCUCCCAUGGGCAGCCUGCAGCCGUAAACAGUGGCCUGGGUCUUUCUUUCUUGCCAACAGUUGCCUUACACCUCUCUUUCCCAAUGCAUGGGGCUUUCUCAUCCAGGAAGGCCAGACAUGUGAAACCAGGACUGAGUGUUAGUUCCCAGGGGGCUGUGGCUGAGCUAACUCAAGUCCUCAGCUAUAGAGACAAGUUCUACCAGCCCAAGCCAGUGUUCUCUAAGUCUCCUCAAAAUACCCAGGGAACAAUGGACCUACUUUGGGGCCUAGAAAAUUACCUGAUCUGGCAGCAUGGGUGCCUAGUCACCCAUUCCCCUGGUCCUCUGUCUCCCCAACCCUACCCCUGUCCUCUGUUUCAAUGGCCUCCACCUGAGAGCCACUGAGAAGCUGCACUCUCCUGGUGUCUUACAUUCGGCCUCUGGGACACUGGGGUCCUGGUGACCUGGAUUUAGCCAAGCAGGGCUGUGGCAGAUGCUCUAUAGACCACUUUGCCUUGGGAUGAUGAGUGAGUAAGGAUGAUGAGGAUGAACCCCACCCAGUCUUUCCUCAGAGUGGAUGCUCCCUGGGAGGGCCAGGGCUUCUGCCCAGUGACUUCCAUUUGUGAUGCCCUGUGAUCCCAGACCUAAGGACUUCACACACUUCUCUUGGAGAAGGGCUUGGGUCCGCCAGAGAACCAUAUGCCUGGUUUACCUCCUAUCUUGGCUGGUUUAACAGACUGUGGGAAGAUAGCCCUUGCAGGGUAAAUGCAGUUUUUUUCUGAUUGGACGGGGACUGUAACUCAGCCCCUGGUGUAGAACUAGUAGCCAUGGGCAUUAGAAUGAAAAGCAUCUGUGAGACUUAUUCUCUCUGGGCUGAUUAAUAGUGGCUUUCAUUGGCUCACAGCGAGAGUAGGAAGUGAGACAAUGUUGAAGACUGAAGCUUGGGGCUGUUGUGCCAAAUGGGUACCUUUGCUGAACCACAUGUUUAAAAUGUACUCCUGAGCGAAGGGAAACAAUGACAGCUUAGCGUGUGUGAGACAGGAGGACUAUGCAGCCUGUGAGCAGUUCCUGCCCAGUCAGAAUCUCUUCAGGGACAGCAGAGUCCAGGCAUCAGAAGUGGAGGAGGUUUUUGUAACGUCUGCUUGUGGCAUCACAUGAUGACAGGUCCAUCUUCCCUUUCACAUCCUCACUGGGAAACGAGAGCCCACUGAGCUCCAGGACCCUGUGUAGCCAAGUUCUGCCUGGAGCCCUUAGGUCUGAGGUGCCUGGAACUUCCGCCCUUUGCUCUCCCUGUGCGUUUCCCAACUUGAGUUGUUUUGCUGAGGUUUCUCCUUGGCUUGUUCAUCCCAGACCUUUGAUUUUGAGCAAGGACCCUCUGAGUGACUUAAAACCCCCUUUUAAAUGUUUCUCAUUUGUUUGGAGGAGGAGGAAACAGGGGAAGAGGUGGAGAAGGUGGACAUGGGCAAAGAGAGGUAGAAAUGGACUUAGAAUGUUACUCAGCCUGAGCUGGAGGACCGGCAUCCCAUUGCUGCCCGCCUGGAGCCAGUUGGGGCCCGGGAGAGGCCAGAUGGCUGAAAGCCCAAUUUCUGUCUUCUGGAACGCUCCUUUAUUUUCACUUCUGCCUCCCUGAAAGGCAUCCCAGACUGUUUUCAGUGUAUGGUCUGGGUUAAAUUCUAACUCAGAUUUGUGCUUUUUUUUUUUUUUUCCUUUUUGUGGCCCAUGCACCCCAUUUGGGCAUAGGCUCCAGGUUCGCUGGAGGUCAUGUGUGCCCUGGAGGCCCUCCAACUUUUCGAAGAGGCAGCCCAGCCAGACUGGGCUAGCAACUGAAGCAGGGAGAGCGGGCCUCCAGAGUGAGGAAAGGAGGACACAGAGGGCAGUUAAGGUAGACCACCCCUUUUAUACACUGCUCUAGGUUCCAACCUGGCCGUCCCUCCGAUCCUCGAGAGGGAAAGUGCACGAGACAUGCGCAGCCCUCUUCUCAGAGGAAUGCCCUUUUCUAGUCCUCUGUCAGUCAGGGUCAUUUUAAGAGUCUUCGAGGUAAUCUUUGCAUGUUAGUCAGAGGGAGAAAAAGUGCCCUUUGGAGAGGAAAAUAGUAUGGUCCUCCUCUUCCAUCUAGCACUCUCUCCCCUUCCCCCAUCCCUUCAGGCAGUAUCACCCUAGAAAUACCUAUGCAAUCUAGUCUCCCCAGGAGGCUGUGCAUGGAGGCAGGGGUAUGUGCAGUGUAUCAUAGUGAUGCUAAGGCAUAUCAAUUGUAUAUACGGACAUAUACAGUACGUAUGCACACAGAGUAAAUCACGUCUAUAUAUCUAUAAAUAAUAUCCUAUAUAUUUAUACAUUUCUAUGUUUUAAAUAUAUGUAAAAAUAGUCUAUAGAGUUGGAGGGGUGGUGGGGAAGCAUGGUGCUGGGUUGGCCAAGGGGAAGGAGACAGGGCUCUGGAGGGGAGGUGGGAAUGUUUUUCAGGCUGGUUUGCUAACCAUUGUGGGGACAGCUUCCUUGGGGUGUUGGAGAGGGGUGGCUGGGUCCACGCUCUCUCCAUGCACUUUCUCUCCUUUCCAGCCAGCUCAGGCUGAGGUUGGAAGGAGAAACCCCCGAGCUCGGGCUGCAGUAGCCCCUACCUCCCACUACCGCCAGCCUGCACUUAGCUGGUCAUUGCUGCUUGGCAGUAGGGGGUUGGACUUGGUCCCUGACUCCCAGUGAAGGGACCUCUGCACAAACUCCCCCAACACCCUCCCUUAUCAGGAGUGAGCAGCAUUGAUGGCAAUAGGAGCACCUUGGAAGAACAGUUAAUUGUCCGGGAAGAUGUCAUCCCUAUUUCCCAGAUGCUUCUGCCUGCCCCCUAGAGGCCAAGCCUCUGAAGUACAGCCGUCCUGGCCUUCACCCAUUCAACCCCUGGGAGUUGAGGAAGGCAGCGUGAGCUUCACAUGGGUCCCACCCAUCCUGAGGCCCCACCUGGUGGAAGAGAUCUAUCUGCACACUUAGAUUCUCAAUGGCAACUCAAAUUCAGGAGCGGGGCCUUGGCCCUGCCCACUCUGCGCAGCUGCUGGCUGUACUCAGGACAACGUUGUCCCCUCUUCCCAAACCAACCAAACAGCCCAAACCACCUCCGCUGUGACAGCAGGUUUAGGCUUAGUUCACAAACACUGUUCUCAUUCUGUGACCGGAUGCCCAAGCCCACUCUUUUCUGGGAAGGGUAUCUUCUUCACCUUGUCCCCAGACAAUGCCCCCCUCCUGAGCUGGGUGGGGAUGCCUGGGGCCCCAGGGAGUCUGGUGGCUGUCAGCAUGAUAGUGGGCUUGUGUAGCCAGGAUGGGAGUCAGAAGCUUUACUGCUCCCAGCAGCCUCUAUUCCCUUCUCUCUCCUGGAAGCAGGAGGGGUCUGGCGAUAGAGGCCCUUCCCUGCUCUCCAGAGCAGCCUGCCUUUGGGCUCCACAAACACACUCAUUUCCCAUACCGAGCCUUCGCAGGUCUCUCCCUGCUCUUCCUCACCAUCCUACCAACGGACCUCAGUCUCUAGCAGACCAGUCCUGUACCACGGUUGAGACCAGGUCUGCUCUGCCAGUGCCCACUUCCUUGAGCCACAGCUAGCUGCCAACUGGGCUGAACACCUUCUAGUGCCUGGCUCAGUGGAGUUCAGGACCAGCGGCCCAAGCCUUCAUCCCACUACAGUGGGGCAGAGCCUGGCCAGGGGAUAGGCAUUCCCAGUAGCAAUCCCACAAUGCACUGUACCUCAGAGAGAGAGAACGCACCACAGGGCAUCGAGGGGACUGGCCUCCAUGCAGAGGGGGCAACCACUCACAACACUGUUCAUGAGAAGGCAAAGGCCAGGCUGUCCUAGGGCAUCCCUCAGUCUACCCUUUGGCCUCUCUGGAAGAACUAGUAGUCUUUUUCAGCCCUGGUUUCUCUCCUCCUUUCCACCCCCAAGCUGCUGAACCAUUUUUCAUGUCAAUCACAAAGAAAAAAAAAAUUAGGUGGGGGUGGGGGGAAUUCCUAGGAGCCUAUUACCACAUACAUAUUAAUUACUAUGUUAAUACUUUCUUUCUUAAAGACAACUCUCAAUGUUAUUAUUUGGCAGACUGUGCUUUAUAGUACCUGUGUGUCGGGGCUAGAACACUGGAUACAAAUAGAGCUAUGCUGGUUUAUAAUCUGUAUGCAGAGUCUUUCCUUUUAUCACAUUAUCCUCGUAAUGUAAGAAGAUUAUUAUUAAUAAAAGCAUUUAAAUUGACA
This is a messenger RNA of Meriones unguiculatus (Mongolian gerbil), 15897 nucleotides long. It is a transcript of the gene Prdm11, whose product is annotated as PR/SET domain 11. Gene Ontology annotation, biological process: regulation of transcription by RNA polymerase II. The transcript has 8 exons. The record is from RefSeq and is a predicted model, not a curated record. NCBI's taxonomy places the organism in Eukaryota, Metazoa, Chordata, Mammalia, Rodentia, Muridae. Gene Ontology annotation, cellular component: nucleus. Gene Ontology annotation, molecular function: RNA polymerase II cis-regulatory region sequence-specific DNA binding; protein binding; DNA-binding transcription factor activity, RNA polymerase II-specific. The coding region runs from base 5694 to 9227 and encodes 1177 amino acids.